GGGCUCCGGAGCGCACUGGAGCUGGGGUGCAGCCAUGGGCGCGCGCAGCGAGGUGUAACACGCGCGGGGAGGCCGGACAGCUCUCGCUCAUGCGCAAAUUGCACAGCGGCUCUCGCUGGCCCGCCCCUCCCCGUCUCCCCCGGGCUCCAUUUAAAGGCGCAUGCGAGGCCGCGGAAGGCUUAAGGGAAGAGCCGCAGCCAGAGCGAGACCAUGCGGGAGAUCGUGCACCUCCAGGCCGGGCAAUGCGGCAACCAGAUCGGAGCCAAGUUUUGGGAAGUCAUCAGUGAUGAGCAUGGCAUAGACCCCACCGGUACCUACCAUGGAGACAGUGACCUGCAGCUGGAGAGGAUCAACGUGUAUUACAAUGAGGCUUCAGGUGGGAAGUACGUGCCCAGGGCAGUCCUGGUGGACCUGGAACCUGGGACCAUGGACUCGGUCCGAUCUGGUCCUUUUGGGCAGAUCUUCAGGCCUGACAACUUUGUCUUCGGUCAGAGCGGAGCUGGUAACAACUGGGCCAAGGGGCACUACACGGAGGGGGCCGAGCUGGUGGACUCGGUGCUGGAUGUGGUGAGGAAGGAGGCGGAGAGCUGCGACUGCCUGCAGGGCUUCCAGCUGACCCACUCGCUGGGCGGCGGCACCGGCUCGGGCAUGGGCACGCUGCUGAUCAGCAAGAUCCGGGAGGAGUACCCCGACCGCAUCAUGAACACCUUCAGCGUGGUGCCGUCGCCCAAGGUCUCGGACACGGUGGUGGAGCCCUACAACGCCACCCUGUCCGUCCACCAGCUGGUGGAGAACACGGACGAGACCUACUGCAUCGACAACGAGGCCCUGUACGACAUCUGCUUCCGCACCCUCAAGCUCACCACCCCCACCUACGGCGACCUCAACCACCUGGUCUCUGCCACCAUGAGCGGCGUCACCACCUGCCUCCGUUUCCCCGGGCAGCUCAACGCUGACCUCCGCAAACUGGCCGUCAACAUGGUGCCCUUCCCUCGCCUCCACUUCUUCAUGCCCGGCUUUGCCCCCUUGACCAGCCGCGGCAGCCAGCAGUACCGGGCCUUGACCGUGCCGGAGCUGACCCAGCAGAUGUUUGACGCCAAGAACAUGAUGGCGGCCUGUGACCCCCGCCACGGGCGCUACCUGACGGUGGCGGCCGUCUUCCGCGGCCGCAUGUCCAUGAAGGAGGUGGACGAGCAGAUGCUGAACGUGCAGAAUAAGAACAGCAGCUACUUCGUGGAGUGGAUCCCCAACAACGUCAAGACGGCCGUGUGCGACAUCCCGCCCCGCGGGCUCAAGAUGGCCGCCACCUUCAUUGGCAACAGCACGGCCAUCCAGGAGCUCUUCAAGCGCAUCUCGGAGCAGUUCACCGCCAUGUUCCGCCGCAAGGCUUUCCUCCACUGGUACACCGGCGAGGGCAUGGACGAGAUGGAGUUCACCGAGGCGGAGAGCAACAUGAAUGACCUGGUCUCCGAAUACCAGCAGUACCAGGAUGCCACGGCUGAGGAAGGCGAGUUCGAAGAGGAGGCAGAGGAAGAAAUGGCAUAGACCUUCCCGUUCCCUCUGUCCCCGACACACGCACCUUGUGCCCACCAGUCCUACCAAACCAAUGGACCACGUUGCCCCUGCUGGCAUAGGCUUGAACGUUCUCCACCCAGCGAGAAACCGAUAAGAGCUUGGUGCAAACCCUGCCCCCUACUGGUAGGUUGGGGAAGUUCAAGGUGUCUGUGUAGUAGUGGGAGGGUUUGUCGGCCUUGUUCGGGAAUUGGCAGCAAGUGGUAAUAGGUCUAGGUAAAACUGUCAGUCUCUUCCCUUUUCAUCCACCGCAUCUCGCCCUCCAGAAACACAGCUCUCCUGCAGUGAAUUCUGUCUUCAUGUCAUGUACAGUCAUGUGAUUUCUCUUUCUUUCCAGAGAUGAGUAUGCACUAACUCGUCACUUGCUCUUUUUUGUUUGUUGUUGUUUUUGUGCUGGGCUUAAAAUAAAACUAGAGGAUCAUGGAACUCAUGGGGGGGGAGGGUUUUGUGGAAAGGGGCAGGGUAAGGAAUUGAUCUCCAGGGUGGCAAUCCUCCCUAAUCCCCCCCAAACCCCCUCCAAGAUCUUUCUGCUUUCAAAACAGUUUGUCUGUGUAUGUUUCCACAAUAAAAUAUUGAAUAAUAUUAAA
This is a messenger RNA of Chelonia mydas (Green sea turtle), 2159 nucleotides long. It is a transcript of the gene TUBB4A, whose product is annotated as tubulin beta 4A class IVa. Gene Ontology annotation, cellular component: cytoplasm; microtubule. Gene Ontology annotation, molecular function: GTP binding; GTPase activity; structural constituent of cytoskeleton. The coding region runs from base 211 to 1545 and encodes 444 amino acids. The record is from RefSeq and is a predicted model, not a curated record. Lineage: Eukaryota; Metazoa; Chordata; Testudines; Cheloniidae. The transcript is spliced from 4 exons. Gene Ontology annotation, biological process: mitotic cell cycle; microtubule cytoskeleton organization.